AUGGUGGGACUGAAGCCAUCUGAUGUUCCUCCUCCUUUGGGAGUGAAGGUACUGAGUGCAGGUACAGCUGCCUGCAUCGCUGACCUCGUCACCUUCCCUCUGGACACGGCUAAAGUCCGGCUACAGAUCCAAGGUGAGAAGGUGGCAGUAGAAGCUGCCAAGAACAUCCGUUAUCGUGGCGUGUUUGGGACGAUCAGCACCAUGGUGCGGACGGAGGGGCCUCGCUCGCUCUAUAACGGCCUGGUGGCCGGCCUGCAGAGACAGAUGGCCUUUGCAUCCAUACGAAUUGGCCUCUACGACAACGUCAAGAGCUUCUACACAGGAGGCAGAGACAACCCUAACGUGGGUAUUCGGAUCCUCGCCGGCUGCACCACUGGGGCGAUGGCGGUUUCCAUAGCUCAGCCCACAGACGUGGUGAAAGUGCGCUUCCAGGCCCAGAUGAACCUGGAUGGAGUCGCUCGUCGCUACAAUGGAACCAUGCAGGCGUACAGACAGAUCUUCCUCCUGGAGGGCCUGCGUGGACUCUGGAAAGGAACAUUACCCAACAUCACCAGGAAUGCCUUGGUCAACUGCACAGAGCUCGUGUCUUACGAUCUAAUCAAAGAAGCCAUUCUUAGACACAAGCUAAUGUCAGAUAACCUGCCGUGUCAUUUUGUCUCUGCGUUCGGCGCCGGCUUCAUCACCACCGUCAUUGCCUCUCCUGUGGAUGUGGUGAAGACUCGCUACAUGAACUCUCCUCCUGGUCAGUACAAAAGCGCCAUCCACUGUGCCUGGACCAUGAUGACCAAAGAAGGACCUACAGCCUUCUACAAAGGAUUUGUGCCUUCCUUUCUCAGACUGGGAUCAUGGAACAUCGUCAUGUUUGUGUCAUUUGAGCAGUUGAAGAGAGCCAUGAUGGCCUCUAAAAAGAAGAUGGAAGCCACCACCAUAUAGAGAAAGACUGUUGUUCCUAUGUUAAACGCACUGACUCGCUGAACCAGCAGCCGUUUGUGCUGCUGAAGGAAAAGUGAUUUGACAAAAACCUGCAAAAGCAGGUGGCCGAACAUUUAAUUUAUUAGUCUGAACUAAAGGAAAAGAGGACCCUAAGCUUUAUGCAGCGUUUUGAGAGAAAUGAAAGCAUAGUCAGUUCAUAUUUAUUGCACAAUUAUAAUGUCUCUCAGAGCCUGGGAUGUGUGUAUAUAAUGUUUUAUGAUGUACAGGUCCAAUAACGUUAUGGUAGCUGUUAGAUGAUGAAAAGUCACGUUCUGCACUUUGCCCUUUUUCACUAAACUACUCAAACCUACAAUGUGCCUUUACACACGCACAUAAAACACUUCCCAUAGACUGUCUUUGUUUCUAUAAUUAUUAUUAAUACUAAUGAAUCCUUUGUUUAAAAAAGGACAAUGUUUUUAAUUUAUGUUGAACUGUUUAUCGUAUGUUAACUCACCACUCGAUUGCUGUAAGCUUGCAGAAGAAACGUGCAAGUCACGCCAUAAGCUAUGACAGCAAACAACCUGAAAACAAAGUUCAUUUCUAAAAUAAAUACAUAUUUAGGUAAAGUA
Messenger RNA from Neoarius graeffei (lesser salmon catfish), 1541 nucleotides. It is a transcript of the gene ucp1, whose product is annotated as uncoupling protein 1. The transcript is spliced from 6 exons. The coding region runs from base 1 to 933 and encodes 310 amino acids. Gene Ontology annotation, biological process: mitochondrial transmembrane transport; response to cold; mitochondrial transport. The record is from RefSeq and is a predicted model, not a curated record. Gene Ontology annotation, molecular function: oxidative phosphorylation uncoupler activity. NCBI's taxonomy places the organism in Eukaryota, Metazoa, Chordata, Actinopteri, Siluriformes, Ariidae. Gene Ontology annotation, cellular component: mitochondrial membrane.